GAUUGACUCUGGGUACGAUGAAUAACUCAACACUGGACCAGAGCUCUGGUUUUCCCGUUAUUUUAAUAGUUUUUAUUGUUUUACAACAACUAGUAUUCAUUACUGCUCUUGUUGGCAACAGUCUUGUUAUAUUUAUAUUCAUCAGUAAACUUAAAUUUAAAAACAAUACAAACAAAUUUGUAGUAAAUUUAGCAGUUGCCGACAUGUUAACCGGAAUAGUAUCAGGAAUACAAAUAUUUUAUUUUGUUUAUCCAAGUAUCGCAAAUUACAUGACAGUUUGUUUUCUGCGCUACCUGUUGAUCAGUUACACGACACUGGUAUCCCAAAUGACAGUCUUGUUCACAGCGUUAGACAGAUAUAUUGCCAUUUGUCAUCCGCAUCACUACAAAAAAAUUCUGACAGCAAACGCAACAAUACUUUUGUCUCUGUUUCCAUGGAUAUUCUGCUUAUUUUUUGUUGCUCUCCCAUUCUGGGGUUUGCAUGUUUGGAGCCCUAGUUUUCCAUGUGAAUAUUUAUUUUUAUUUCGUAGGGGUUUCUACUUGUCAUCAUCUCUCAUAAUGUAUAGUUUCAGCAUGAUAACCUUUGUAAUGUAUAUUUUGAUACUGAAAGCGGCCUGGCGGUUUUAUUCUAGAGUUGCACCAGUGAGUGGCGGCUCCGUGGAAAAUCAGCAAACAACGAGAUCCAAGAACUUGGAUCGUGAUGUACGAAGUGCCAAAGUUACCGGUGUCGUUACGUUGGCAUUUUCGUUCUGUUGGCUACCUUUCACGUCUUUUCCAUUCACGAAAGGUAUCGGAAUUGAUCAAACGACCAUGACAGAAUUAACUUUAAUGAAUUGGUUGGUGUUUCUUGGUCUUGUAAACAGUAUAAUAAAUCCAUUUAUUUAUGCAUGGAAACGUCGGGACUUUACUAAAGAAUGUAAGAAAAUAUUUAAGUGCUUUAAGAAUAAUAAUCAAGAAGAACCAGUUGCACAGGCUACUCCCCAACCUUAACGACAUCCGCUGGGUUUUAGAAUGAAAGUCGUUCGUUUUAUCUAUACUUCAAAAUAUUAUGACAGGGGUUUGAAUGUAUGUAACUAAAAUGUCACUGAUUUCAGUUAGUGUGAUCGUUUAUUUAAUGCUCGACAACCUUAUUUUAACUCAACUUCAGUGGAACAGUUUCAUGGAAAGGCAAUAUGUACAAUGUAAAAUGGUUUCUAUGUGCUGGUAAAUUUCAGAUCUGGAUAUCGACUCGCAACAACAUUGCAAAAUUUUGAAAGUGAAGUAUUGAGCAGAGAAGGCCUAACUUACUUAUCUAUUAACUUUUAAAACAAAAGAAUGACACCAGAACAAUGUAAGCGGAUACGAAGACAUAUUGAUUUAUAAAGAUUUUUUUGUAGCUUGAAGAAACAACGACUGUUUAUUAGUUUUGUAUACAAUCGUCUUAAAAUGUUAU
Messenger RNA from Mytilus californianus (California mussel), 1431 nucleotides. Its product is annotated as kappa-type opioid receptor-like. Gene Ontology annotation, biological process: G protein-coupled receptor signaling pathway. The transcript has a single exon. Gene Ontology annotation, cellular component: membrane. Gene Ontology annotation, molecular function: G protein-coupled receptor activity. The record is from RefSeq and is a predicted model, not a curated record. The coding region runs from base 18 to 989 and encodes 323 amino acids. Lineage: Eukaryota; Metazoa; Mollusca; Bivalvia; Mytilida; Mytilidae.